UGCAGACAGCUCAGAUCGCGCUGUGCAAACGCCUGCGACGUCUUUAUCACCACAAAUUAUGGCCCUGCCACCGGAGCUUCGCACUCAGAUAGUCGCGCGCUUGCAAGCAAUCCAGCAAGCUCUGGAUGAGGACGACUUUUCCGACAAGACUCUCAAGCAAGCCUGUGCUAUCCCGGCCAAGGCAUUCGUGAACGCCACAAAGUCGCGUGAAGCGGUCAUCGGUCGCACGCCGCAAACAUUGGUCAUCCAUAUCAAUCGGAGCGUGUUUGACGAGAUGACCGGCGUGCAGAGGAAGAACUAUGCACAAGUCCGAUAUCCAAUGCUGCUAGAUUUGCGACCUUGGAUGCUGGAAAUUGGGGAUGCACCACCACAGUAUGAGCUUACCGCAGUGAUACAGCACUAUGGACGACAUGAAAACGGGCACUACAUCUGUUAUCGAAGACAUCCAGAAGUGCCGUCUGAAAUUGAGCCAGAAGGAGACUCCCCGAAGUGCGAAGAGAGAUGGUGGCGUCUGAGCGACGAGGAUGUCACGGCUGUCUCGGAGCAGGAAGUGCUCGAUCAAAGUGGAGCAUUCAUGCUCUUCUACGAGCGACUGCCGCAGCACGGGCCGCCACAGCCUUUCAGUGAAAACAUUGAAGAGGCUGCUGCGAUACCACUGCCACCAGACGAGGCUGCCGAUUGGGACAUGAUCAGCGUACAGCCAUCGACCGAAGCGACGCCUUCAUUGGUGACGUCUUCUACCCACUCUGUGGUCUCAGAGUCAGAUGUCGACACGGAAAUUGAUGAACCAGACCCGGAGGCAGUGAUACCAAGUGCUGGAAAGCUGCCUCCUCUCUCACAGCAGGCUCCGAUCUUGAAGACUGCAGGCCCGGCGGUCAUGGCGCUGCAGGAUGAUAUGAAAGUAAUGAAUAGAAUGAUGAGAGUGUAAUAGCGGUAGUGUAAGAGCAACGUCGCGUUCAUGGUCACGAAGCGUUCGAACAUCAAACAAAAUCACAAUACCCCGUGAUGAGCUCUUUUGAAUGUCAAACAUGCCUUC
Messenger RNA from Pseudocercospora fijiensis CIRAD86, 1036 nucleotides. RefSeq lists its product as uncharacterized. The record is from RefSeq and is a predicted model, not a curated record. Lineage: Eukaryota; Fungi; Ascomycota; Dothideomycetes; Mycosphaerellales; Mycosphaerellaceae. Gene Ontology annotation, biological process: protein deubiquitination. Gene Ontology annotation, molecular function: cysteine-type endopeptidase activity; cysteine-type deubiquitinase activity. Gene Ontology annotation, cellular component: nucleus; cytosol. The coding region runs from base 59 to 928 and encodes 289 amino acids. The transcript has a single exon.